ACGGUGGCCGCGCGGCCGCGGGACUUGUGGCUGCGGCGCCGAGGUCCGAACGUCUGCGUGCGGCUACUUUUGUGGAGGCUGUUGCUAGAGCUGGAGCGCUUCCCGGGUUGGUGGCUCCUGCACAUUUGUACAGUUCUCCAGUCCUUCUCUUUCGGAGUAACUAAUGGAGUGGAUUUGGGAAAGAUCUUAAUCAUAUUUACCUGUUACCAAAUUGUUGAUUAUGAUGAUGACUUUGCACAGCCUGUGAACAUGGAAUAUGCAAUGCUGCACAGGUCCAGGUUGUUGGCUGCAAGUCAGGUGUGAGGAAUACCGUUUGAGGAAGAUGCCCAGCAUAUGCAGAUAUUGGAAGUUUGCAGUAUUUUCAUCCACUGCACAAUGUGACCCAGUCAGUUCUACAGAAGAAUGCAAUCAAGUAAUGGCUUUUUCUUAGAAUUUGAAUAUGGAGGCCACAGGAACAGAUGAAGUUGACAAGCUAAAAACUAAAUUUAUAUCAGCUUGGAACAACAUGAAAUAUAGUUGGGUUUUGAAAACAAAGACAUAUUUUAGUAGAAAUUCCCCAGUAUUAUUGCUUGGAAAAUGUUACCAUUUUAAAUAUGAAGAUGAAAAUAAAAUGUUACCUGCAAGAUCAGCACGUACAAUAGAAGAUCACGUAAUUGCGGGAAACGUAGAAGAAUUUCGGAAAGAUUUCAUUUCUAGAAUAUGGCUGACCUACAGGGAAGAAUUUCCUCAAAUAGAAGGCUCAGCUUUGACAACAGAUUGUGGUUGGGGAUGUACAUUGAGAACUGGCCAGAUGCUGUUGGCCCAAGGACUCAUACUACACUUUCUUGGUAGAGCUUGGACCUGGCCUGAUGCAUUGAACAUUGAAAAUUCAGAUUCUGAAUCAUGGACUUCCCACACUGUUAAAAAAUUUACAUCAUCAUUUGAAGCAUCCCUUUCAGGGGACAGAGAACUCAAAACUCCAACAAUUUCUCUGAAGGAAGCAAUUGGGAAAUAUUCUAACGAUCAGGAGAUGCAAAAUGAAAUUUGUCACAGGAAAAUUAUCUCUUGGUUUGGUGAUUCCCCAUUGGCUCUCUUUGGCUUACAUCAGUUAAUAGAAUAUGGGAAGAAGUCUGGGAAAAAAGCUGGAGAUUGGUAUGGACCAGCUGUUGUUGCUCACAUUUUAAGAAAAGCAGUCGAAGAAGCAAGACACCCUGAUUUACAAGGAAUAACUAUUUAUGUUGCACAAGAUUGUACAGUUUACAAUUCUGAUGUAAUUGAUAAACAGAGUGCUUCCAUGACCUCUGGUAAUGCAGAUGACAAAGCAGUUAUUAUUUUAGUUCCCGUUAGACUUGGUGGAGAAAGAACGAACACCGACUACCUAGAGUUUGUGAAGGGCGUUUUAAGCCUUGAAUAUUGUGUGGGUAUUAUUGGCGGCAAACCUAAGCAGUCCUAUUACUUUGCUGGAUUUCAAGAUGACAGUUUGAUUUACAUGGAUCCUCAUUACUGCCAAUCUUUUGUAGAUGUCAGCAUAAAGGAUUUUCCUCUUGAGACAUUCCACUGCCCUUCUCCCAAAAAGAUGUCGUUUCGAAAAAUGGAUCCAAGCUGUACAAUAGGAUUUUACUGUCGAAAUGUUCAGGACUUUGAACGAGCUUCUGAAGAAAUCACUAAGAUGCUGAAAAUUUCUUCUAAGGAGAAAUAUCCCUUAUUUACUUUUGUAAAAGGUCAUUCCAGAGACUAUGACAUUACGUCUGCUACAACCAAUGAAGAAGAUCUUUUCUCAGAGGAUGAGAAGAAAAGAUUAAAAAGAUUCAGCACAGAAGAGUUUGUCCUCCUAUAAGGAUGAGCACAUUUGUGCCCUUUGAGAAGAACUCUGAAAGGGGAAAAUGAAAAGGAACAAGUUCAUUUGAAAGUUUUGUUUUCACAGAUAUCUUAAUUUUAUAUGUUCUUUUAAAAAGAAACAUUUGAAAAUAUAUAAAUUUAAAGAUAUUUUUCUGAAUGAGAAAUGAUUUAAUGAAUAUUGCUUUCUAAUAAAUAUUAAGCAAUUCUGGUUGCAUUCCUAUUUCUGAAAGAUCUCUAAUGAAACACUACUUUCACUGUAAGCCUUUUAUUCUUCAGUCUUCCAUCUGAGCCCAUUGUUCUCCUGGAGGUUCUGUGACAUAGACCCCCUCACAGACUGGAUACACUAGAUAGCUUCAAAAGCCUCAGUUUGUAUUAAUAACCAGAAGACCAGAGAAUGAAUCUUUAGUGCUGCCUAAGCCUCCUGCUAUUAAUGUAACCAGAGGCUACUUUGGAAUAUAUUAAUAAUUAGAUAGUAUUUGCUAACUGUGUUGUACAUAUAAUUGUAUAAUAAGCAGAAGUUUGAGUUAAGGUAAGCAAAAUUUUAUAAUGAUUACUUGUUUAUGCUUGCUUUUGAGUCUUUUAUGAAGAGUAAGUAUAAACUUGGUUUUUCCCAUGAAUUUAAAGGUUAUGUUAUUAAUGGUAACUGCAUCCAUUCAAAUCAGAUAAAGGAAAUUAUAAAAUAGCAAUAGUGUUUGCUUCCUAUCUCAAGAAAGAAAUUUUAUGAGAAUUCAACUUAAUAUGCAGUUUUUAAAUCUAAAGAUAAGUACCAAAAAGACAUCAGUAGAUCUUCUGAUUUUGCUAUUUGUGUACAGCAGUAUAUUAGUGUUUAGAAGCCAAGACCAUUUUCAAGGUAAAUCUGCCUUAAGUGCAUUAUAUGUUGCUUAGAGGUAAAUUUGUGAUAUAAACUAAGACUUAUUAUUGAGCCAGGAUUCUAAACUAAAUAAUAAAGAUAAGAGAACAUAAAAUGCCUUUGUUUUGGUUUUAAUGUUGGGAUCAUUUUAAUCCUUUCAUUUGAAAAAUCAUUAUCUCGUGUGAAUUUUAUUU
Messenger RNA from Sciurus carolinensis (gray squirrel), 2862 nucleotides. It is a transcript of the gene Atg4c, whose product is annotated as autophagy related 4C cysteine peptidase. Gene Ontology annotation, molecular function: protein-phosphatidylethanolamide deconjugating activity. The transcript has 14 exons. The record is from RefSeq and is a predicted model, not a curated record. NCBI's taxonomy places the organism in Eukaryota, Metazoa, Chordata, Mammalia, Rodentia, Sciuridae. The coding region runs from base 440 to 1816 and encodes 458 amino acids.